This is a messenger RNA of Guillardia theta CCMP2712, 843 nucleotides long. RefSeq lists its product as hypothetical. The record is from RefSeq and is a predicted model, not a curated record. The transcript is spliced from 3 exons. Lineage: Eukaryota; Cryptophyceae; Pyrenomonadales; Geminigeraceae. The coding region runs from base 1 to 843 and encodes 280 amino acids.
AUGUUUGCACCUCUCCAUCAACUACCAGAUGACGACGAGUACAACAUCCCGCGUUCUCCCAGUGAAGCAGAGGAGGAGGAGGAAGAAGGGAACGCAAAGCGCUUCUUGCCCUGCCUCACCAAAGUCACUCUACUAGGGACCCUCUUCCUCGUCCUCCUCAUGAGCGUUCUCCUGGUGGGUGACAUUUCCUCUCGCAGCUCUCCUAUCUGCCAAGCCGAGGUCAUCAUUGUACGCCAUGGUGAGAAGCCAGCAGACUCCUCCGACAACGGUCUGAGCAUGGUCGGGCAUGCACGUGCCGUCUACAUCUCCAACUGCUCGCUGCACGUGUCAAGGAUCCUAGACAGAGGACCUCCGAACCGCCUCGUCGCAGCGAGGACAGAGCCAGGUAAGAGCUCUCGAGCCUUCGACACGCUCCUCCCCCUCUCCGAGCAGCUCGGGCUGCCGGUGGAGAGCUCCAUCGGCAAGAAAGACAUGUCGUCUCUCCUACUCCUCCUCAGCUCUCUCUCCUGCGGCGACACUGCCCUCGUCUCCUGGCACCAUGAGCUCAUCCCAGACAUCGUUCGCUCCCUCGGCGCUCCCAACGCCGAGGACUUUGCGGCCUGGCCCGAUCAGUGCCCGUCGGAGAGCUGGCCGGAGCCUUCGUGGCUGCCGGGGAACAGCGUGUGCUACGAUGAGGUGUGGAAAGUGAGGAUAACGGCAGCGGGCAAGACGGCGGGCAGGAGGAAGAAGAAGCUGAAGGGGAAACUGCGAGGAUGGUACGCGGGGAACGUAGAGAGAUUUCAACAAGGGUUUGCAGGAGUUGCAGGAGGGAGAUGCCGACAAGACUUUCAGAGGAUAUCAUAA